Molecule: messenger RNA, 2316 nt
Organism: Lathyrus oleraceus (garden pea)
Lineage: Eukaryota; Viridiplantae; Streptophyta; Magnoliopsida; Fabales; Fabaceae
Exons: 5
Coding region: 239-2056 (605 amino acids)
Biological process (GO): cortical microtubule organization
Cellular component (GO): cortical microtubule
Source: RefSeq, a predicted model, not a curated record
AAGCCAACCAUGUAACGUAGUAUUCAAGUGAUAGAAACACGUAACGUAACGACAACAACUGCACAUCAUCUAUUCUCUCCUUCCUCCACCACCCUCUUCCUCAAUUCCACGAAUGCCACUCUCACUUUCAUCUUUCUCACGUUUUCUCAAUUCGAACUUUCUAGAACCCCACUCACACUCACACUCCCUCUAUCUUCACCACUAAGCCUGAAAUUUUCUAAUUACCAACAUUUUCGGAAUGAGUCGUAGUUUCAGAGCUUCGGAAUCGCAAAUGCUAACUGCGGUGAGGCAGAGGCGUCGUCAAUUGGGGAUUUCCAGAUCGUCUUCGUUUUUUGUUGAUAAAGAUGACGAGCUUGCGUUGUUUAAUCAGAUGAUGAAUUGCGAGAAUGAGAAUGACGAUCUUCUGUUACGAGAUUCUAAUGAAGAAUUCGUUGAUUCUGCAUUAGGCUCUAAUCUGAGGACUUCUUCCUUAUUUAACAUUUCAUCAUCAACUGAAGCUCCUGUCCGUAAGACUGGUGCGGAUGAUUUUCUCAAUUCUGAAACUGAUAAGAAUGACUAUGAGUGGCUUCUAACUCCUCCUGGGACUCCUCUUUUUCCUUCUUUGGAGAUGGAAACUAAAAAAACUGUUAUGAGUCAGCUCAGUGCUUCAACCACAAGUCCCGUGCCAUUAAAAUCUAGAAUGGCAAAUCGUCCACCGGAGCAUAGUAGAAGGAACAACUUGGUUUCUAAACAAGCUUCUUCUCCUGGGUUGACUGCUUCAGGUGGUGGAACCAGGAGGCCUUCAUCAUCAGGGAAUCCAGGAUCAAGACCUGCAACUCCCACGGGACGGUCAACAUUAACCACAUCUUCAAAGUCAUCUAGACCUUCAACACCUACUUCCCGGACAUCAAUACCUUCAACUAGGACAAUGGUAGCUGCGGCAAAGCCCACUGUUCCUUCUGUUAAGACUACAGUUCCUGUCACGAAGACUAUUACAGUUCCUGCAACUAAACCAACAGCUCCUGUCAUCAAGACUACUAAAGUUCCUGCAGCCAGACCCAUGGUCCCUUCUAGGUCUUCAACACCCUUGUCAAGAACUACUACAAGAUCUUCAACACCGACCAGCAGGCCUACCUUAUCUAACUCCAGGCCUACCUUAUCUAACUCCAGGCCUGCAUCAAGGGCAUCAACACCUACCCGGCGACCAUCCACACCAUCAAAUGUGCCAACCAUCUCUGCUCCUUCAGUUAAGACUUCUUCAAUACCCAAGCCAGCUCCAGCCUUGUUGAAGCAGCCAAUACCGUCACGUGGAACUUCACCAACAGCAAUAUCAAGACCAUGGAAGCCAUCUGAAAUGCCUAACUUUUCACUCGACGCUCCCCCCAAUUUGAGGACAACACUUUCGGAAAGGUCAGUUUCAGCUACAAGGGGAAGACCUGGAGCACCCUCAGCACGCUCUUCGUCUAUUGAGCCUGCUUCUAGCGGCAGACCAAAGAGGCAAUCGUGUUCUCCUUCUAGAGGACGGCCCACCAACGGCAUUUCUCAUACAAGUGGAAGCUCUAUGCCUGCUGUUAAUCGUGGUUAUUCCAAAGCGAAUGACAAAGUCAGUCCUGCUGCAAUGGGUACCAAAAUGGUUGAGAGGGUAAUAAAUAUGAGGAAACUAGCACCUCCUAAGAUGGAUGUCAAAAACUCUCCCCGCAGUAAUCUAUCUGGCAAGUCAUCUUCAUCUCCAGAUAGCUCUGGUUUUGGACGAACACUCUCGAAGAAAUCCUUGGAUAUGGCUAUUAGGCAUAUGGAUAUAAGAAAAAGGGUUCCAGGCAAUACGCGACCAUUGAUGACAAACAUUCCAGCUUCUGCAAUGUAUAGUGUGCGAUCAGGACAUCAGCGAAGCAUGAAUGUUAGCGCCUCGGGUUCUCCACAUGCAACUAGCAGUAAUGCUGGUUCUGAAACAAGUGUAAACCAAAAUGGUCUUUACUCAGAUAAUAGUGAAAUAGAUUAUUAUGAUAUGGUGAGUGACAGAGGUGUUCAAUCUCCUGCCAGUGUGCGGGGCAGGUACAAUUACAAACCAUCAUACUGAGUUUUAUAGAUUGUGGAUUUUCAUUGGAGCUACCAUUCUUCUAUUGAUGUAAAGUUCAUUGGAAAUGACUACAAUACAACCUUGUGUAUUUGAGGGUAAUUGUUAUAUGUAGAAUUGUAGAUCAGCUAUAUCCUGAAAUGGUAGUUGUUUAAUUCAAUACCAUGUUAUUUCACACGAAAAGUCUAAAUCUGUGUAUGGAAACCUUGAAGGAUUAGUUCUAUAAAUGGAUUCGUUUAUAAUGCUAAAAUAGCAAUUCACAA